Messenger RNA from Lecanosticta acicola, 772 nucleotides. The record is from the annotation of a GenBank genome assembly. Lineage: Eukaryota; Fungi; Ascomycota; Dothideomycetes; Mycosphaerellales; Mycosphaerellaceae.
AUGGUAAGACGCCCUGAAUACUGUCCACCGUAUGCGAUCGUGUCUCCGGAUGGAUUGAGAUGGCCUGCACGCGAGACAUGGCAGAAGAGAGUGGGGCAUCUGAUGAAGGAGGCAAGAAGCGACACAACACGAUGCGAAUGCGUGAUGGAGAGCAUAUGCAGUCUGACCUCGCAAGAUUGAGAUGGAAAACUCGAAUGAUCGAUCUGCCAGUCACGAGCAAGAGAGUGGGACAUCAUACGGAACAGACAGGUGGAAGAUUGGGACAUGCGCACGUCCACAGGGCACGAUCGCUGCGGCAAAUGCACACGAGUAUCAUGGAGGAGUUGCUAAUAGGAGCCGGCAAUAGGUUAACGUACCAAAGACUCGCCGUACCUACUGCAAGGGCAAGGAUUGCAAGAAGCACACCCAACACAAGGUCACUCAGUACAAGGCUGGCAAGGUACGACAACCACAGCGAUGAUGCGACUUGGACCAAUGCUCAUACAUUUCUUCAGGCUUCCCUCUUCGCUCAGGGUAAGCGCCGUUACGACCGCAAGCAAUCCGGUUAUGGUGGUCAGACCAAGCCCGUGUUUCACAAGAAGGCCAAGACUACGAAGAAAGUCGUGCUCCGGUUAGAAUGCACGCAAUGCAAGACCAAGGCACAGCUGGCGCUCAAGCGCUGCAAGCACUUCGAGUUAGGGUAUGUUUAAUAUGGAUCGGCUGCGUCUCGGAGCAACACUGACCCCUUCACAGUGGUGACAAGAAGACCAAGGGUGCUGCUCUUGUCUUCUAA